AUGGCCGCCGCACAGAACCACUUCGGCUCGCUCAUCUUCUGCUCGCGGUGUUCGACCCUGCUCGACUUGCCAGGCGACGAGGACCAACUGGUGUGCGAUGCAUGCGGGCAGGUGGAAGACGCGACGGUGUACGAGGGCAAGGUCAUCACGACCAAGUCGAACCCGGCUGCGUUCCCUUCUUCGCUGCGACAACUGAAGACCAGUUUGGUCAAGAACCGAGGAGACGUGGAGAAGAAGAAGGUCUACGUCGACGAGACGUGUGAGAAGUGCGGCGCGAAACAGAUGUCGGUCAAGACGAUGCAGUUGCGGUCUGCAGACGAAGGAGCAACCGUCUUCUACUCGUGCGACAAGUGCGGCUACCAGACCCGUCUCAACAACUAG
This is a messenger RNA of Rhodotorula toruloides NP11, 381 nucleotides long. Its product is annotated as DNA-directed RNA polymerase I subunit RPA12. Gene Ontology annotation, biological process: termination of RNA polymerase I transcription; DNA-templated transcription. Lineage: Eukaryota; Fungi; Basidiomycota; Microbotryomycetes; Sporidiobolales; Sporidiobolaceae. The record is from RefSeq and is a predicted model, not a curated record. Gene Ontology annotation, cellular component: RNA polymerase I complex. The transcript is spliced from 5 exons. Bases 1 to 381 code for a protein of 126 amino acids. Gene Ontology annotation, molecular function: nucleic acid binding; zinc ion binding; DNA-directed RNA polymerase activity.